GGUUAUGGUGGUCUGCAUCGCGGAGGCUGACGAAAAUUGUCAAGUUCACAUGAAAAUGUGCGUUUUAUGAGAUUAUUUCGCAUAAGUUGAGCGUGUAACUUCUCACGAAUUACCCCGUAGAUCUCUUCUCUCGAAACAUCCUGUAGACAUCGCGAUAUCGACAGAACUUUGAACACGCUCGGAAAUGGAGGAGUACGCCCGCGAGCCCUGCCCCUAUCGCAUUGUCGACGACUGCGGCGGUGCCUUUGCCAUGGGGUGCAUCGGAGGGGGUGUUUUCCAGGCGAUAAAGGGCUUCCGCAAUGCCCCGUCGGGCUUCAGCAGAAGAAUGCUGGGCAGUCUGACAGCCAUAAAAGCCAGAUCACCCGUGAUUGCGGGGAAUUUCGCCGUGUGGGGCGGAAUGUUCAGCACAAUUGACUGCACUCUAGUUCACCUGCGCAAGAAGGAGGAUCCAUGGAACUCGAUAAUCAGCGGAGCGGCGACUGGAGGGAUUCUGGCAGCGCGAAACGGCGUUCCUGCGAUGGCCGGUUCGGCUAUCAUUGGCGGCGUGUUGCUGGCGCUGAUUGAGGGCGUCGGAAUCCUGUUCACGCGACUCUCCGCCGAGCAGUUCCGCAUGCCCAGUCCAACGGAGGAUCCCGCCGUGCUGGGCGAUGCUGGCCAGAGAGACGGCGGUGGCGGUGGCGGCUUCAGCUUCGGGAAGCCUCAGCCCAACUACCAAUAGUAAGGUCCACAGAUAGACGCCCUUCCGUGGACUCUCUACUAGUGCUUGUGUGAGUGUGGCCAGAGAUUCGGUGAACAUGUGAUACCUGUGUGAAUGAGGACUCUCGGGUGAACGAGAGAAUUUUUGGAUGAAUCCUCGCCCGAAGAAUCUCUUCAGUGGGGAGAACAUAGAGUAAUUUAAUCCUGCUACUCUCCUCCUGCUCCAGGGAUUCGAGGAGCAUCUCAGGGAGACUGUGUUGCUCUGUCUGGUCAUUCCUGAAUGCAAAACAACUGAUUUAUUGACACAAACGGGCGAAGAUUCAACAAGGUAAAAUUCUCUGUAUAUAAAAAUCAUAUUAAAUAAGACUACCAAGACCAA
This is a messenger RNA of Phlebotomus argentipes, 1075 nucleotides long. Its product is annotated as mitochondrial import inner membrane translocase subunit Tim17-B-like. The coding region runs from base 185 to 718 and encodes 177 amino acids. Gene Ontology annotation, molecular function: transmembrane protein transporter activity. Gene Ontology annotation, cellular component: mitochondrial inner membrane; TIM23 mitochondrial import inner membrane translocase complex. The transcript is spliced from 3 exons. Lineage: Eukaryota; Metazoa; Arthropoda; Insecta; Diptera; Psychodidae. The record is from RefSeq and is a predicted model, not a curated record. Gene Ontology annotation, biological process: protein import into mitochondrial matrix.